Molecule: messenger RNA, 1587 nt
Organism: Actinia tenebrosa (Australian red waratah sea anemone)
Lineage: Eukaryota; Metazoa; Cnidaria; Anthozoa; Actiniaria; Actiniidae
Product: vesicular inhibitory amino acid transporter-like
Biological process (GO): amino acid transmembrane transport
Cellular component (GO): vacuolar membrane
Molecular function (GO): L-amino acid transmembrane transporter activity
Source: RefSeq, a predicted model, not a curated record
AAUUAAAAGCCUAUAUCUUACGGAAAAUCAAAUAUAAUCUUGACAUACCAUAUGGUGUACGUAUUACGAUCGUCUUGCUGCCUGUCCCGGCUUACAUCCCAUAAUUUCAACUUAUGAAUAUUAAUAACCUACGCUAAUUAGGAAAUCAAAUAGUUGUCGUCUACAAUCAUUCCUUACGCAUGCGUUUCCAAAAGUACCGCUGAGUGAGAGAAUGUGGAUAAUCGUGGGCGCAGUUGGUGUUCUGCCAACUAUUUUUCUCAAACAUCUUUCCAGGAUUGCCUGGGUUAGCUUGCUAGGGGUCGUAGUUCUUAUGGUACCAAUUGGAUUUGUUCUAUGGCACGGGUUUUCGCAUGCAUCUUCAUGGAGAUUUGAAAAUCUAUUGUUUUGGGACAGCCAAGGGUUUUUUGUAGCUUUUGGGAUCAUAGUCUUUAGUUACACAGCUCACCCGGCUCUUCCUCGCCUAGAAGGAUGUAUGAUAUACAAGAAAUCCUUCAGUAAGGUCCUUGGCUUUUCAUUCUUAUUUGUCACUCUUAUUAAAGUUGUCUUCGCGUUGACAUCUUUUUUGAAAUUCGUCGGCUUAACUCAAGAAGUAGUUUUGAAUAAUUUUCCUGUAAACAUUCUUUACCACGUUAUCUGUGUGUUUCUUAGUCUUAAUGUCCUCUGCUCGUAUGCUUUUCCUGUCUCUGUCGUUGAUCAAGUUAUCCAAGAAUCAAUCGCGUCAGAUUCAUGCCUUCACAGAUUACCCAGAAUGCUUUCGUUCUCGUUGACUCGUUUAUUCUUACUGUUCGUUACCUUGGUAACGGCUCUUGUAGUCCCACACUUCGCUCUUCUUCUAGCCUUCUUUGGGAGUAUGAUAGCGUCUUUGUUUUCAUUUGUUUUUCCGUGUUUGUUUCACCUUAAGCUCAAGGGAGCUUCUUUGAGCUGGUGCAUACGUUUUUGCAAUGUUUCUAUUAUACUUCUGGGAAUCUUUUCUGCUGUUUUAGGCACCUUUUUCUCAGGCAAAGCUCUCGUAGAAAUUUACCAAUGAAUAGGUGGACACCAGUAAUAAAAUGCCCCCUUCAACCAAAGACAUCCUCGAUACAAGCUCAUGCUAGGCUAUAGAGUGACUCUAUCUAUACACAAAUAACUUGUUUCAAGAGAAUAUGAACUAAGAGAAGGAAUCCUACCUAUAUAGCCUUGUAACCAUCAUGUGCACAGUUUGAUGCUAUUUUUAGCUUGGAGAUAUUUUGAGUGAAGAACCCGAUUGGUUGAUUUCUUGAGGGUAGACGUCUUCCAGACUUUCAGUAAACAAAGCCUGUGUUUUUGUCAUGGACGUAGCGAAAUAUGGCGCUUUUCGUGUCCUGAAACGAGGCAUUAAAGGGAAGCAUGAUUAUCGCGCGGGUAUGGUAACGAGUUAAAAAUAGCAUCAAAGUGUGCACAUGAUGGGGCAAGGGGAUUCUUCUCUUGCUUGUUUACCAUACAUGCAUACACUACAGGCAGCUGUACAUUUAUUACUUAAAGUGUCUAUUACCGCUAACGAAACGAUAUUUACAGUACUGAUUGUAUUUUAACUCUUAACUCGUCAUAUGACUAAAGCAUUUGAGUUUA